UACAAGUUUCCGUAUCCUACAAAGUAUUUGGAAUAUAUAUUUACAUAGGUAUUAAGAUGGAGUCCAAUCGCAAGCACCGAGGGCUCAUCAAGGGGAAAUUGAAGCUGUUCUACCGACCAGUCAAGGCAGCACCAGCAGCCAAGCAAUACACCGGCAAGGUCAAGCCAAACCAGGAUUCUUCUGCAAUGUCUUCGGUCAGCUUUCGAGUUUACCAGGAUUAUAUGAUUUCCCAACCAAAGCAAUUCUCAUUCAUUGUACCGGCUGACGAGAACCGAGAUAAUUUAAGCAAAAUCGACAACUUCUUUGGAGUUACUGGUGACGAAAGUAUUGAUAUUAAGGCUGCUACUUACAUAUUCUCUGUUCAAGAACGUUUCAAGCAUGAAAGGAACAAUUCUGAACGAAUUAAACUCCAAGAAGUUGCUCACUAGAGAGCAAUGAAUAAUCAUAUAGCUCUUAGUAUCCAUGCUCAAUUAAGUAAUAAGA
Molecule: messenger RNA, 483 nt
Organism: Hibiscus syriacus
Lineage: Eukaryota; Viridiplantae; Streptophyta; Magnoliopsida; Malvales; Malvaceae
Exons: 2
Coding region: 57-428 (123 amino acids)
Source: RefSeq, a predicted model, not a curated record